UGUCCCACCACCAGUUAAAGAACUGUGAAAAAGAGACGACGGAUUGUUCUGCCGUGUUACUGCCCUUUCACACUGUUGAUACUUUGCUCGGCGAAGAUGACGUCGUCGCUUACGGAGCUUGACGAUGAUUUGGUUCGCUGCAUGUCCAUAGGAGCCGUCUUCUCCGAAUUCGGUGGGAAGAUACAUUCCAUUGAUUUCCAUCGAAAGGAUGAUUUACUUGUCACGGCAAGUGAGGAUGACUCAGUUCGACUUUAUGACAUCGCUAAUGCCAAGUUGCUGAAGACUACUUCUCAUAAGAAACAUGGUACAGAUAGGAUAUGCUUUACUCAUCAUCCAAGCUCUGUUAUAUGCUCUUCAAAAUACAAUUUGGAGUCUACUGGAGAAUCAUUGCGAUACUUAUCAAUGUAUGAUAACCGAUGCAUAAGAUACUUCAAAGGGCACACACAGAGGGUUGUUUCUCUUUGCAUGUCUCCAAUCAAUGAUAGCUUCAUGUCUGGUUCUCUAGACCACAGUGUCAGGAUAUGGGAUCUUCGAGUAAAUGCUUGCCAGGGCAUCUUACGUCUACGUGGUAGACCUGCUGUGGCAUAUGACCAACAAGGCCUUGUCUUUGCUGUAGCAAUGGAAGGGGGGGCUAUUAAAUUAUUCGAUUCUCGUUCUUAUGACAAGGGUCCAUUUGACACCUUUCUAGUUGGUGGUGACACAGCUGAAGUUUGUGAUAUCAAAUUCAGUAAUGAUGGCAAAUCAAUGCUUUUAACUACUACUAAUAACAAUAUUUAUAUUCUUGAUGCAUAUGGAGGAGAAAAGCGUUGUGGGUUUAGUUUGGAAGCAUCUCCUGGUACUCCUAUAGAGGCUACUUUUACCCCAGAUGGGAAAUACAUGGUGGCAGGUAUUAACAUUUCAUCUAUUCACAAUUUAGCUUUUUAAAACUUUUCUUUUUCG
Vigna umbellata (rice bean) is the source of this 939-nucleotide messenger RNA. The record is from RefSeq and is a predicted model, not a curated record. Lineage: Eukaryota; Viridiplantae; Streptophyta; Magnoliopsida; Fabales; Fabaceae.